CUCUCUCUGUCUUUCAGCUCUAAGAUCUAAUGAGUUUCCUACGUUUUUCAUGGUGAUAUACUAAAUAUUGCUGUUCUGUCUGGCGUUAGUUUUGAUCUACGCUUCGAUUCUGAUUGAUUAAGUAUGGACGAGAGAACCGAAGACGACGACCGGGAGGCAUUGGCAGGGCUAAGCUCUGCCCCUCCGCCCCGAAAAUCCCACUCAUUGAGCCAGCAGCUGCGUGCAUCCUCCGCGCAAAAGCGUCACCACCAAAUGCGCAAGCACAGCCUCGACGACGUCCACGUUGUCCCCAAGAACAUCCAUAAAAACAAUGCAGACUACUACGACUCUUCCGACGACGAUUUCUUCCCCUACUCGACCUCCUCCGCUAAUACCACCACGAGUGUGAACAUGAAUGUUGGUGUUGGCCCUGAUCAAGAGUUGUACGCCGCGGGCUCUCACUCGCAGAGACUUGACCAAAGCCUCUGCAUGGAGGGUGAGGGUGGCCAUGGUGAUUUAGAUCAUCAUGACGGCAGCAGGGAAAGCCAGCCGCUGUCAGAAUUCAUCGGCAGUGGAGGCGGCGCUGGAAUCUUCAAGGUUCCAACUCGGGCCUCCGUGCAUCCUGGCCGUCCGCCCUGCUUGGAGCUGAGACCGCACCCGUUGAGGGAGACCCAGGUGGGGAGGUUCCUCAGGACCAUUGCCUGCACAGACACCCAGCUGUGGGCCGGGCAGGAGGGUGGGGUGAGGGUGUGGAAUUUGAAGGACGUGUUUGAACCGGGGUGCGGCCUUGGCGGCAGAGUGCUGAGGGGUGAUGAGGACGCUGCCCCUUACUAUGAAUCCUCCAACUCCUCUCCUACCCUCUGCCUCAUGGUUGAUUCCGGGACUCGGUUGAUUUGGACUGGCCAUAAGGAUGGCAAGAUCAGGUCGUGGAAGAUGGAUCAGCCUUUGGAUUCUUCUACUCCUUUUAAGGAAGGUCUUUCAUGGCAGGCCCACCGCGCUCCGGUUCUUGCCAUGGUUUUCACUUCUUACGGUGAUAUGUGGUCAGGUUCUGAGGGUGGUGUUAUUAAGAUCUGGCCCUGGGAAUCCAUUGAAAAAUCUCUCUCUCUUAAACCAGAGGAAAGACAUAUGGCAGCUUUACUGGUGGAGAGGUCAUGCAUUGACCUCAGGAGCCAAGUUACCGUCAAUGGUGUUUGUAGUAUAUCUUCUCAAGAUGUAAAGUGUUUGGUAUCGGAUAAUUUUAGAGCUAAAGUUUGGUGUGCUGGGUCUAUGUCCUUCUCUUUGUGGGAUGCUCGUACAAGAGAGCUUGUGAAAGUCUUUAAUAUAGAUGGUCAGACUGAGAAUCGAGUUGAUAUGUCAUCAGUGCAGCAAGAUCAAGCAGUAGAAGAUGAGAUGAAGGUAAAAUUUGUUUCCACAUCAAAAAAGGAAAAAUCCGGGGGCUUUUUGCAACGGUCGCGUAAUGCUAUAAUGGGAGCUGCAGAUGCUGUUCGUCGAGUUGCAACCAGAGGGGCAGGGGCAUUUGUAGAAGAUGCCAAGAAGAUAGAGGCACUCGUGCUAACCGCAGAUGGCAUGAUAUGGAGUGGAUGCACAAAUGGUUUACUGGUGCAGUGGGAUGGAAAUGGAAACCGUGUGCAAGAUUUUAACCACCAUCCUUGUAGCGUCCAAUGCUUUUGCACUUUGGGGACACAAAUAUAUGUAGGCUAUGUGAGUGGCAUGAUGCAGGUAUUGGAUCUUGAGGGAAAUCUAAUUGCAGGAUGGAUUGCACACAGCAGUCCUGUGAUCAAAUUAGCAGCUGGAACUGGUUCUGUUUUUAGCUUGGCUACUCAUGGUGGCAUACGUGGGUGGAACAUCAAAUCUCCAGGACCUGCGGACAACUUGGUACGUUCAGAAUUAGCUGCGAAAGAACAUGUAUAUACCAGAACAGACAAUGUUAGAAUUUUAAUUGGCACAUGGAAUGUUGGUCAAGGAAGAGCAUCUCAGGAUUCUUUAAAGUCAUGGUUGGGUUCUGUUGUGCCAGAUGUUGGCAUUGUAGUUGUUGGGUUGCAAGAAGUAGAAAUGGGUGCAGGCUUUCUUGCAAUGUCUGCAGCAAAAGAAACUGUAGGGCUUGAAGGGAGCUCUGUUGGGCACUGGUGGCUUGAUAAUAUAGGAAAGGCCCUAGAAGAAGGAAGAACUUUUGAACGUAUGGGUUCUAGGCAGUUGGCAGGCUUGCUCAUAUCUCUUUGGGUAAGAAAGAAUCUCAGAACACAUGUUGGAGAUAUUGAUGCUGGAGCAGUUCCAUGCGGCUUUGGUCGUGCGAUUGGGAAUAAGGGAGGUGUUGGUUUGAGAAUCAGAGUGUAUGAUCGUAUAAUGUGCUUUGUGAACUGUCACUUGGCUGCACAUUUAGAAGCUGUGAAUCGCCGUAAUGCUGAUUUCGAUCACAUUUAUCGAAAUAUGGUCUUCAACCGGUCAUCUCUAAUUAACAAUGCAGCUGCUGGUGUCGCAACUUCUGUUAACAUGACUCGGCCAACAAAUGCUUCAGGCAGCGGCGGCAGCAGCAGCAGCAGCAGCAGCAGCUCUGAGGAAGCAGCAAGGCCUGAAUUAGCUGAAGCAGAUAUGGUUGUUUUUCUGGGUGAUUUCAACUAUCGACUUUUUGGUAUUUCUUAUGAUGAAGCAAGGGACUUUGUUUCGCAAAGAUGCUUUGAUUGGCUCAGAGAAAAAGAUCAGCUUAGAGCAGAGAUGAAAGCUGGGAAAGUUUUCCAAGGGAUGCGUGAGGCACUCAUUCGAUUCCCGCCAACAUACAAGUUUGAGAGGCACCAAGCAGGUUUAGGAGGAUAUGAUUCUGGUGAGAAGAAACGAAUUCCUGCCUGGUGUGAUCGAAUAAUAUACCGCGACAAUCGAUCAUCUCCAGUUUCAGAGUGUGGUUUAGAGUGUCCUAUAGUCUCAUCAAUUUUACAGUAUGUCUUCUUCUUCUCCGGGGAUUGUAUUUUAUUUUCCUUGUUUCAAUUGUACUUAAGUUUGGUCCAAAUUUCAAAUAGGUAUGAUGCAUGCAUGGAUGUGACUGACAGUGAUCACAAACCUGUCCGGUGUAAAUUGUCUUUACAAAUUGCCCAUGUUGAUAGAUCAGUAAGGAGAAAAGAGUUUGGGGAAGUCAUAAAAUCCAAUGAGAAAAUCAGGUCUAUGCUUGGAGAAUUAAACUAUGUUCCAGAAACUACUGUCAACACCAACACCAUAAUUCUUCAAAAUCAGGACACAUCCAUUUUGCGUAUCACCAAUAAAUGUGUGAAGGACAUGGCCGUGUUUAGAAUAAUUUGUGAAGGGCAGUCCACCGUGAAGGAGGACGGCGAUGAGCUUGACUAUCGCGCAAGAGGAGCCAACGGACUUCCCCGAUGGCUUGAGGUUACACCAGCAGCUGGGAUGAUAAAACCUGAACAGAGUGUGGAGGUGUCAGUUCAUCAUGAAGAGUUUCAUACCUUAGAAGAAUUCGUUGAUGGCAUCCCUCAAAACUGGUGGUGUGAAGACACCCGAGACAAGGAAGUGAUUUUAAUAGUGAAUGUGGAAGGGAGUUGCUCAGCCCAAACAUUUAGUCAUCGAGUCAGAGUGAGGCAUUGCUUCUCCUCGGCCAAGACAAUCCGCAUUGUCUCAAAGUCCAACAGCUCCAGAAAAGGGCAAGCAAGUCCAGUUCACAGGCAAUCUAACAAUUCAAGCAGUGAAGCGAAACAAACUUGAAAAAUCCUUGAAACGAACUAGUAUCAGUUACUGAUAGUAAGUAUGAGGCAGGCAGUUAUAGAUGCGUGAUCGGCUGGUAGGAGUGCAGAGGGAGGGAUUUAGGAACAGGUUUUAUAUAUUGAGCAUCAGAAGCAGCAGCAUCAUGUCCAUGUCCUCUCUCUAAUAUUAGGUUAAGUUUUACAUCAAAGCUUGCUUUCUAAUCAAACAAGUAGUUUCUGGGUGGGUAAAGGUAAGCUAUGCUUGUUUGUUGGAGGCUGUAAGGAAGGAAACGUGACAAAGAAUCUUUCUUGUGUUGUCUACUUUUAUUUCUGAUUAGUAGGUCAUAAACUAAUAAUGACUGAUUAUAUUGUA
Messenger RNA from Prunus avium (sweet cherry), 4032 nucleotides. The record is from RefSeq and is a predicted model, not a curated record. NCBI's taxonomy places the organism in Eukaryota, Viridiplantae, Streptophyta, Magnoliopsida, Rosales, Rosaceae.